CCAAGUAACUAAUGACGAGUCUCCAGGUGACAAGUGAUGGGAGAGCUCUGUCUGGAAUCUAAGGACUUGGAUCAAUGACGAAGAGACUUCUGAAGGGUAACAUCCAGUCGUUGUGGUCAUUCUUUCGUAGCCCAUAGCAUUCUGCAGAGACGGAUGUUUUCAGAAUAAUUGGCCAUCGAGAUAAGCACUCCAGAAAUAUGGACACAAAAGAACAUGAGCUGAUUUGUCAACAGAGGGUUGACGAGGGUGAUAAACCGUUUGUUUGUGCAACAUGUGGUAAAGCCUUUCGUCAGCAAAGUAAACUACGCAGACACGACAGGGUGCACACUGGUGAGAAACCAUUUGUUUGUGCAACUUGUGGUAAAGCCUUUGCGUUACUAAAUAGUCUGAAACAGCAUGACAGGAUUCAUACUGGUGAGAAGCCAUUUGCUUGUAAGACCUGCGGUAAAGCCUUUACAACCCAAAGUUAUCUACGCCAACAUGACAAGAUUCACACCGGUGAGAAACCAUUCGUGUGUGCAACCUGUGGUAAAGCCUUUACCGAACAAAGUAAUCUUCGACGACACGGCAGGGUGCACACUGGCGAGAAACCAUUUGUUUGUGCCACCUGUGGUAAAGCCUUUUCUUUACGAUUUGAGCUACGCGCACAUGAUGACAGAAUGCAUAUUGGCGAGAAACCAUAUAUUUGUGCCACCUGUGGUAAGGCCUUUUUCCAGCGAAGUGAACUACACACACACAUGCUGGUGAGAAACCAUUCACAGUCUACAGGUGACAACACUCACAGCAGAGCCCUGUCUGAUCUGAAGAGGUUCGGAUCAAUGAAGGGGAGGAGGCGUUUCUCAGAAGUGUACUCUGCAUCAACAUACUGGUACCUCCGAGGUCCUGUGGAAAGGCCUUUUCUCAGAAACGUACUCCGCUAUCAUAAGAUGGUGCACGCUGGGCAGCAGCCAUUUGUUUGUGAAAAAUGUGGUAGAGCCUUUACACGGCGAAGGGAUGUACGCAGACAUGACAGGGUGCACACUGGUGGAACACCAUUCUAUUGCGACUGGUGUGGAAAAGCCUUCACUUAUCAAAGUAAUCUACGUACUCAUGAGAGGAUUCACACUGGUGAACUCGGAUCAUUCAUUUGUUCAUUAUGUGGUAAAACUUUUAAUAGGCAAACUGAUUUAAAAGGGCAUUACAGGGUUCACACUGGUGAAAAACCAUUUGUUUGUGUGACCUGUGGUAAAGCUUAUGCUCACCAAAAAAGUCUAAACAGUCAUCGCAGGAUUCACACUGGACAGAACCUACGUGUUCGUAUCACCUGUGGUAAAACUUUUACAUCACAACUAGGUCUGAACAGACAUGACAGGAUUCACACGGGUGAUGAGAAACCAUUCGUUUGUGAGAUCUGUGGUAAAGCGUUUACUCGAAAGUUUGGUCUACGCCAACAUGAGAGAGUGCACACUAAUGAGAAACCAUACGUUUGUCAGACCUGUAGUAAAGCCUUCACUAAUCAAAAAGGUCUAGAUUAUCAUGAGAGGAUUCACACUGGUAAGAGACAAUUCGUUUGUGAGACCUGUGGUAAAGCUUUUAAUCGACAGUCUUGUCUAAACAUUCAUAACAGGAUUCACACUAUGGAGAAACCAUUCUUUUGUGCAACUUGUGGUAAAGCUUUUACGCGCAAAAGUAAUCUUCAACAACAUCAGAAGAUUCAUACUGGUGAGAAACCAUUUGUUUGUGAGACUUGCAAUAAAGCCUUUGUUCGGGAAAAAGAUCUGUGUCGACAUGGCGUGGUUCACACUGGUGAAAAACCAUGUGUUUGUGUGACCUGUGGUAAAGCUUAUGCUCACCGACAAAGUCUAAACAGACAUGGCUGGGUUCACACUGGUCAGAAACUAUUUGUUUGUGUCACCUGUGGUAAAACUUUUGCAUCGCAAAACGGUCUGAACAGACAUGACAGGAUUCACACGGGUGAAAAACCAUUCGUCUGUGAGAUCUGUGGUAAAGCUUUCACUCGAAAGUUUGGCCUACGCCAACAUAAGAGAGUGCACACUAAUGAGAAACCAUACGUUUGUCAGACCUGUGGAAAAGCCUUUAGUCAACGAGGCAAUCUUGACCAACACAAUAGGGUGCACACUCGUGAGAAACCAUUUGUUUGUGAGAUCUGUAGUAAAGCCUUCACUUAUCAAAAAAGUCUAGAUUAUCAUGAGGGGAUUCACACUGGUGAGAGACGAUUCCUUUGUGAGACCUGUGGUGGUAAAGCUUUUAAUCGACAGUGUCGUCUACACCAACAUGUCAAGGUGCACACUGGUGAGAAACCGUUCCGUUGUGAGACCUGUGGUAAAGGUUUUACCCAAAAAACUUAUCUAAAAACUCAUAACAGGAUUCACACCGGGGAGAAGCCAUUCGUUUGUGCAACUUGUGGCAAAGCUUUUACCCAUCAAUCAUAUCUUCAACCACAUCAGAGAAUUCAUGAGAAACCAUUUGUUUGUGAGACAUGCAGUAAAGCCUUUGCUGAGCAAAAAGAACUGCGUCGACAUGUUGUGGUUCACACUGGCGAGAAACCAUUCGUUUGUUCCACCUGUGGUAAAGCUUAUUUUCGGCAAGGCAGUCUUAAAAGACAUGCCAAGGUUCACGCAGGUGGCAAAUCAUUCAUAUUCAAGACAUGUAAAUAAAGCUCUUUUUUUCAACUUAUUCAUGUGAUCACAAAUAAUCUGAUCCAUGAACAUGUGUACUUUAAUUGUAGCUGACAAUUUAACAGUAUACUUGAGAAAAAAUGCUGCCUGAAUGCUUAAACUGUUUAUUUGAACGCAGUCUAAUGAGCAGGAAGUUAUUUUUGCUGUUCUAGGGGUUUUUCUAAAUCUUUGCUUCGUCUUCGGCUUUGCCUUCGACUUCUUAAUCACUGAGAGGCAAACUACACAAAAAUAUUCCAACUUAUGGCUUCACAUCAACCGAUUGAAUAUGUUCCUGAAGCAUAACAGGCACCAAAAUGUAGCUGGAGUUCCAGAAGUUGGGGGCCUAAAAUCUCCUUAAGCCGAAGCCAGUCGUUUCGAAAACGCUCCUAGUCUACUUUACUUGGGAUUUAAAUAGAAAAUAGAUGUGAGUGGAUCUUCAAUCUCACCACAA
Patiria miniata (bat star) is the source of this 3108-nucleotide messenger RNA. Its product is annotated as zinc finger protein 850-like. The transcript is spliced from 4 exons. Gene Ontology annotation, biological process: regulation of transcription by RNA polymerase II. NCBI's taxonomy places the organism in Eukaryota, Metazoa, Echinodermata, Asteroidea, Valvatida, Asterinidae. The record is from RefSeq and is a predicted model, not a curated record. Gene Ontology annotation, molecular function: DNA-binding transcription factor activity, RNA polymerase II-specific; RNA polymerase II cis-regulatory region sequence-specific DNA binding. Bases 198 to 2657 code for a protein of 819 amino acids.